GUGAUAAUAUAUCAAAAUAUGUGCCUAUGUAUUCUGCAUAUUGAAAGAAUUACUCCAUUUACAUUUUACUUUAAGCCUUCACUCGUGUUCAGCCAUAACAAAACGAUCCAAUAAAUCUUGAAAAAUUUCCAUUACGCAAAAUGCUGGUUCUAUCCAAGGUAAAAUUGAUGCCUCCUUUCGUUACUGUUGAACACAUGAUUUUAUUAGAAAACGCAGAUAUUCUGAAUCUGGUUUUGUGGCGAAUUGUGAAAAUAUUCAGAGGUGCAUAUUUUCUUUACAUAAAAAAAUGUGUAUUUUCUGUUUCAUGUGAAAAGACUUUUAAUAUAUCUCAUAAGUUAAAUCAUUAGUUUUCCUGAAUUUGGAUUAAUUUAUUGUAAAUUCCUGAUAUCGUAAACAAUUUCAGUAUGCUUUGCCAAGGAUUCUUUCAAUGACAAUGGAACAAAGAGAACGAGGUAAGUGACUACUGUGGCUUGAAAUUUGGAGGCAAGUGCAGUGAUUGGUUUAAAAGUUACACAGACUCUGGCCAAUAGACGGCGUCCACGCUCCUUUAAAUAUGAGCUGUUAGGCGCAUUCCUUAUCAGCUGAGAAAGCUACAUCAACAAGAUGAGCGGAAGAGGCAAAACCGGUGGAAAGGCUAGAGCUAAGGCUAAGUCUCGCUCCUCUAGAGCAGGGCUUCAGUUUCCCGUUGGCCGUGUUCACAGGCUCCUCCGCAAGGGUAAUUAUGCUCAGCGCGUUGGUGCCGGUGCUCCAGUGUACUUGGCUGCUGUGCUCGAAUAUCUGACCGCUGAGAUCCUGGAGUUGGCUGGAAACGCCGCUCGGGACAACAAGAAGACCCGUAUCAUCCCCCGUCACCUGCAGCUGGCGGUGCGCAACGACGAGGAGCUGAACAAGCUUCUGGGCGGAGUGACCAUCGCUCAGGGUGGUGUGCUGCCCAACAUCCAGGCCGUGCUGCUGCCCAAGAAGACUGAGAAGGCCGCCAAAGGCAAAUAAACAACUGCAGUUUGAUUUUUACUUGUAAACCCAAAGGCUCUUUUCAGAGCCACCCACUUUUUCUUUGAAAGAGUAGUUGUUUAUAAAUUGAACCACAUAUUGC
Messenger RNA from Danio rerio (zebrafish), 1093 nucleotides. Lineage: Eukaryota; Metazoa; Chordata; Actinopteri; Cypriniformes; Danionidae. The record is from RefSeq and is a predicted model, not a curated record.